CAGAUCUGAGGAGGGGCUGCAGAGGGCAACACAUAGGGUUAUAAAAACCACAGUGCAGAGAAGAGGUGGAGAGAGAGGAGCAGAGAGGAAGGAAGGAUGGCAGAGAUGUGUGGCCUUGAGGAGACAUAUGAGAACCAGAAAUUGACUGAGAAAGAGCCUAGACAACUGUGGAGCUCAAGGGGCUCACCAGGAUGCCGCACCAGGCUCCCUCUGCUUCUGCUGCCGCUUCUCCUUUCUUUGGGCCUCUUCCUGCUCCUGAUAACCAUCCUGAUUCAAGUCUCCAAGAUCCAUCAAUCCAUGCAGAGAGGAGCGUGGGACCAUCAGGAGAACGAGCCCCCGGUGGCUGUUUCUCCGGAGCGGAUACAGUCAGAACUGGAGGAGAUCCGUGAGCAGCUGACCAGGAUGAAUGCCACCCUGACUGGCCUGUGCCGACCCUGCCCCUGGAAUUGGGGAUUCUUCCAAGGAAGCUGCUACUUCUUCUCCCAGACCCAGAACACCUGGAAAGCUUCCGUCUCCGCCUGUCAGGACAUCAAGGCUCAGCUGGUGAUCAUCGACAGUGCUGAGGAGCAGCAAUUUCUGAAGUUUUGGGAUACCAGAAAUAAUAGGCCCGCCUGGAUCGGCCUCAGCGACCACCACAACGAGGGUUCCUGGCUAUGGGUGGACAACACCCCUGUCAAUCUCAGCUUCUGGAAAGAAGGAGAACCCAACAACCACGGAGAUGAGGACUGCGUGGACUUCUACAGUGAUGGCUGGAAUGAUGACAGAUGUAACAGAGAGAACUUCUUUAUCUGCGAGAAGCCCUCGGUCCCCUGCCCAGAAUUCUGACGACUGCUGUUCCCCGGUGCCCAGAGACCGGGCAACUGCGCAUGCGCUUUGCUGGCUGCUCUCUGGCUCCGCCCCCUUUUCUUUCCUCCCCCUUAACUGAGGACGGGAGGACCCUGAGAGAGGUUCUGAGGUUCUCCUCGAAGGCCCAUCCCUCCAUAGGCUGUAGACGGUUUCUCUUCUGUUGAUGGUCUCAGCCUCACCUGAGCCCCGUAAUAUCCCCUUAAUAAAGUAAUUCAUUGUA
Messenger RNA from Equus quagga, 1066 nucleotides. Its product is annotated as CD209 antigen-like protein E. Lineage: Eukaryota; Metazoa; Chordata; Mammalia; Perissodactyla; Equidae. The transcript is spliced from 8 exons. The coding region runs from base 97 to 825 and encodes 242 amino acids. The record is from RefSeq and is a predicted model, not a curated record.